AUUCUCUCGUUUUAAAUAAUUAUUAACUAUGAUAUCACCAAUAGUCUCUUUGAUUCUAUUUCUCUCGCUUUCCAUAAUCAGAAAUGAAAUGAGACAAGAGGGGAAUGGUUUACAAUUAGAGAAUGUAGAAGAUGUAUCUGGCGAAAAUCGUGCUGAAGUACAAACCAUUCCGAGCAAGAAAGACCCAAAAGACGGGCAAGAAAGCACAAACACCUUUGCAGAUGCAACAACGGUUCUUUUCGUUCCACCGACAGUUUCUCUGCCUCCUGGAUUCACUGAACAAGAUAUUGUGCGCUAUGACGGAAGAAUAUUCAUACCGUUGGUCUCUGAAAAGGUUUACAAAGCAUCAGCGAUCGCCAAAUGUCAACAGCUCGGUUUUGAACUUGCGAAUAUUUACAAUCAAAAACAUAUGGUCAAGAUAAUGACAUUCUUUCGUGACAACAGGAUGGACGGGAAAUCAGAUAAAUGGUUUCAUCUCGGCAUGACAUACGACCCUAUUAAUCAGAUUCUUCGUUUCCGAAACGGAACCGUGACAUCACACAGUGGCUUCAAAUGGUUCAUAGACUCUCCAUUCAAUGGACAGAGUUAUUCUGAUUGGACAAACAUGGUUAUCAGGAUUCAGGAAGAUUCAACAAGCCUAUAUCAAUACAUUUACAACUACCCCAAUCGUAAACGAUACGUCCUGUGCGAAGUUUAAACUUCCAUCUAACUGUUAUAGCAAACUGUCAAAUAGAAAAAUCAAGAAAAAAAUAUUUUCGUGUGAAUAUUACGUAUUUCACCAUCUUUUUAUUUUAGCGCAUA
This is a messenger RNA of Styela clava, 801 nucleotides long. RefSeq lists its product as uncharacterized. Lineage: Eukaryota; Metazoa; Chordata; Ascidiacea; Stolidobranchia; Styelidae. The record is from RefSeq and is a predicted model, not a curated record.